Rhipicephalus microplus (southern cattle tick) is the source of this 3383-nucleotide messenger RNA. Its product is annotated as NADPH-dependent diflavin oxidoreductase 1. Gene Ontology annotation, molecular function: NADPH-hemoprotein reductase activity; flavin adenine dinucleotide binding; FMN binding. NCBI's taxonomy places the organism in Eukaryota, Metazoa, Arthropoda, Arachnida, Ixodida, Ixodidae. The record is from RefSeq and is a predicted model, not a curated record. Gene Ontology annotation, cellular component: cytosol.
AGGCGCCUCAUGACAGAAUGCUUCAAGAAAGUUCAAAACUCUUUUGGUAGUAUAAGUCUUCUGUGACGUAGCCACGACGCGGUGUUUUUAUUCACAGCGCAAGCAAGCAAGUUGGCCGUGUGAUGAGUGUAUUAACUUUUGACCAGACCGUCGAAACAAGGCAGAAAAUGGAAGAUUCAUGUUUGCUGCGAUAAACACGCGGUGACUUUAGCGCAGAAGCCUGAACUUGCGUGCCUGAGGAACUGUCGCGAGGAAACAAAUUUGUGCUUUGAACAAGGGGAUAAAAGUACACAUUGUGCCUUGCGUACACAAAUCAAAGACUUCGCUUGAAAGAUAAUCAGUGGUGUCGUACAGACAUGUUAGACCGGCGCUUCGUGAUUUUGUUCGGCAGCCAGACAGGCACUGCUCAAGACGUGGCUGAAAGAAUCGGCAGGAAAGCGAGGCGGUACAGGUUUCGUGUGACUGUGCUGGCCAUGGACGAUUAUCCUCUAGCAGAGCUAAUCAAGGAAAAAUUAGUUCUGUUCGUGUGCGCUACUACGGGACAAGGCGAGGAACCCGAUAAUAUGAAGCAUUUUUGGUCGUUCCUUCUGCGAAAAAACCUGCCUCCAAACUCACUCAACGCAAUUAGUCAUUCGGUGGUUGGCCUGGGAGACUCGUCUUACUUGAAGUUUAACUUUGCCGCAAAACGGCUGCAUAGACGCCUAGUCCAGCUAGGUUCUCACUGCCUGCACGAACCCCUAUAUGCUGAUGAGCAGCACGAGUUGGGAACUGAUGGAAUGAUAGAUCCAUGGCUGGAAGAAUUCUGGAAGGUCGUUAUGACCUUGUAUCCCCUACCUCCCGAUUGCCUGCCUCUCAGCGAGGAGCUCUUGCCAGCGCCCAAGUACAGCGUUGUAUGUGACACGGCGUGUGCAGAUCAGUACACCACCUGCCAGCCUGACAUUGUUCGGGAGAAACUGUUUCAUGCCACUGUGGUCUCCAAUCAGCGAGUCACCGAUGUCGAACACUUUCAGGAUGUGCGUCUUAUUAAACUUGACAUUCAAGGUUCUCAAAUCACAUUCGAACCCGGUGACGUAGUGGUAGUCUACCCGGAGAAUUGUGAAGAGGAUACCGAUGAGUUUUUCAGACUAUUCAACAACUACAAACCCACCUCAUAUUUGACAUUUGCACCAACUGAAGAGGGCACAUCACUGCCGCAUUGUUUGUCAAAACAAGUAUCACUCGGUGAAUGCGUUCAGAAGUAUUUUGACCUCACAAGCAUCCCAAAGAGGUCCUUCUUUGAACUCUUUUGGCACUUUGGUGAAGACACACUUGAGAAGGAGCGUCUCCGGGAGUUUAGCACGACUGCUGGUCAAGAAGACCUCGUGGACUACGUCAUUCGGCCGCGGCGAACUGUACUGGAGGUGUUCGCCGACUUCCCUCACACCACGGCAAAUGUGCCUCUGGCAUACCUCUUUGAUUUGAUUCCACCCAUUCGCCCACGCUCGUUUUCCAUUGCCAAUUCACUGCUUUGUCACCCAGGGCAGAUUCACAUUCUGGCGGCCAUCGUAAACUUCCGCACCAAGCUGAAGAGGCCUCGCAGGGGCCUUUGCACCACUUUCCUAGCCAGCCUUCAUCCCUGCAGUCGGCCAAGUGUAAUAAUUGGCACGAAGAAGGGCAGCCUUCGGAUGCCUCCUGACAAUGCCCCUGCCAUCAUGGUAGGACCAGGCACUGGUUGUGCCCCAUUCCGUGGAAUGAUCCAGGAUCGUGCCCAUAGAGGAAUUGGCGAGAAUCUUCUCUUUUUUGGCUCACGCAAUGCGAAGGGGGACUUCUUCUUUAGAAAGGAAUGGAACCAGCUCGUGGAAGGAGGACUGCUUGACCUGGUGACAGCGUUCUCUCGUGACCAGGAGCACAAAGUGUACGUUCAGCAUCGUAUUGCCGAGCAUAAGGACAAGGUUAUGAAACUGCUGCGCGAUGGUGGAGUCGUGUACAUCGCCGGCAAUGCAAAGGACAUGGUGCCCAGUGUGCGUGAUGCUAUUAAAGCUGCGCUGAAAUCGGACUUUCACAGUGACAGAGAUGCGGAGGAACUGCUGAAAGACCUCGAAAAGUCAAGGCGGCUACAGAUAGAAGCCUGGUCUUAGCAUUCUCUCAGUGCACAGAUGUGUGAUUGCUCCAACUGCAGAUGAACCAGAGUGUCGACAAAAGCAUGUCACAAUGAUUUUUCGUUUUUGCCCCAAGGGCAUGCUGAUGAAAUCUACAUGCACAAUGUUCUCCAUGCCAAAGACGGACAGCUGACACACUUAUAACCUGCUUUCCUUAUGAAAUAUGCCUGAACUAUAUUGCAUGCAUAUUAAAUAAUGAAAGCAGGUGAUAAGUGUGUCACUUUGCUGUCUCUGACAUUACAUGAAAAAGGAGUGGUAUAUCUUUCAAGAGAUAUUGACAUGUUAAUGGACUGAUUGCAUGGUGUCAUGUUAGAAGAAAUUACAUCAAUCUUUUAUAUUAUUUGUGCACAUAUUCCUGAUAAUCGAGAAAAUAAUUGUUAGGUUCAAAUGAACGCUAGUCGCAACUUAAAUGCCAGUCCCGUCAUAUGUGCUUCUUUUGUUUUCGUUGUUGGCGCUUUUUAUAUGUAUGCUGUUAAGACGCCCCAAGCCACUUGAAUCAAGGUAUUGUAUGUGUUGAACGACGGUGGCGCCUCAAGAAAUGCUUUUAUGAUAAAGUUACAGACUCAUCAUUCAUGUGUACACUAUGUACCAUAAAAAGUCUGUAACCCUGUAAAUCUGUGAAUGAAUUUUCAUAACAGUUGUUGAGUGAGCUUUUUCUCGUUUGAUAUCAUUUGAGCACCUGCCACUUCUCUGAGCCACCUGUAUGACAAAAUUAAAUAAAAAGGACCAGUUGUGGACAACGCUUAAUUACAUAAGAUGUAGUGGGAGUAUUUUACAUAUAUUGAAGAACAGCAUGUGGAAGGGUAACAAAGAUCUAAUUGUGCUGGAUUAAAAUACCGUUGUGACAAAUAUUUUACGACUAACUUGAAGAAGGCACUGACUCUAUGAAAACUAAGUGUAGAAUGCAAGAUAUCUGACGAAAAGCUCAUAUAGCGCACGCAGGAAAUGACUUUUUUAAAAGGUCAUAAGUUCGGUCCCCGCCAACGGAAAGCCUUCUUUUGUACACUUUACUUCACAUUCACAUGAUAGUUACUACAGAUAACAACCCCUAUGCUUUCCUUGCCUUUCUUGUAUGUUAGUUCUAAUUAUGUUGUGACAAAAACUUGGUGCUUUCAACAACAGCACAUUCGUUAAAUUGAAAAGAAUGCUACAGACAACUUUGCGGGCCCUACGUGUGCCGUAGAUGUAUUUGGUCGUGUGAAGGCUGCUGGUAGUUCCAAUAAAAUUUUACUUACACUUAGAGCA